Molecule: messenger RNA, 333 nt
Organism: Vicia villosa (hairy vetch)
Lineage: Eukaryota; Viridiplantae; Streptophyta; Magnoliopsida; Fabales; Fabaceae
Exons: 1
Coding region: 1-333 (110 amino acids)
Source: RefSeq, a predicted model, not a curated record
AUGGUACAUGGUUAUGAUGAGGAUGAUGGUCCAAAUUAUGAUGAGGAUGGGUUUGAUACUGAUGUUGAAGUUGCAAAUGAUAAUGAUAUGACUGAGAAUGAAGUUGCAAGUGACAAUGAUAUGGCUGAGAAUGAAGUUGCAAGUGAUCAUGAUAUAGAUGGGAAUGAAGUUGACAGAGAAGAUGUUGAGGCUGAGACUAAACAUGUUGAUGUUGGAAUAGAAAAUGAUGAUGAAGAAGAUGAAGACUAUGUUGCUGGCUGUGAGUUAGGUAGUUAUUCUGAGGAGGAAUUUCAGUUUGGUGAUCAUGAUGACAAUGAUGAAAAUAUGGAAUAA